Messenger RNA from Solanum lycopersicum (tomato), 804 nucleotides. The record is from RefSeq and is a predicted model, not a curated record. NCBI's taxonomy places the organism in Eukaryota, Viridiplantae, Streptophyta, Magnoliopsida, Solanales, Solanaceae.
AUGGAGGUUGAAACUGAAAAAGUGGACAAGGAGAUUACAACAACAGUUUCGCCCGCGGUGAUGAUCGGAAAUAGUCACACUCAGAGUGUAAAAGAGGAGGUGAAGAAGCAAUUUUGGCUCUCUGCUCCACUCAUCGGCGUUAGCCUCCUCCAAUACUCUCUCCAAGUUAUCUCCGUCAUGUUCGUCGGUCAUCUCGGCUCACUUCCUCUCUCCGCCGCCUCCAUCGCCACCUCUUUCGCCUCCGUCACUGGUUUCACUUUCCUGAUGGGUACAGCGAGUGCGUUGGAAACACUUUGUGGUCAAUCUUACGGAGCAAAGAUGUAUGGAAAGCUAGGGAUUUUCAUGCAGAGAGCUAUGUUUGUUCUGCUGAUACUCUCGGUUCCUCUCUCGAUAGUUUGGUUUUACACAGAGGACAUUCUUGUCUUGGUUCACCAAAACAAGUCCAUCGCCAGACUUGCAGGCUCAUACGCUAGAUACAUGAUUCCAAGCAUCUACGCCUACGCUCUUCUUCAAUGCCUAAACAGGUUUUUGCAAACGCAAAACAAUGUGUUCCCUGUAUUUGUGUCCUCUGGAAUCACUACUAAGAUUGGAGCUUGUGUGAAUCUCGGCUCAUAUUAUCUAGUUGGAGUUCCACUGGGAUUAUUACUUGGUUUCCAUUUACAUUUCGGUGGUCGGGGACUUUGGCUUGGAAUCGUAUCAGCCUUAGUUGUUCAAGUGCUGUCUCUUUCCAUUAUCACAUUAGUUACAAACUGGGAUAAAGAGGCCAAGAAAGCUGAAAACAGAGUUGGGCAUUCGGAUAAGGAG